GGACCUGAGCAGCCCCUGGGCAGGGCAGUGAUGGCUUUGUGCUUCCAGAGGGACCUGCGGGCUCCGGCCCAUGGCUUCCGACCACAACUCCCUGCUGCCCGACUACGACCCCGCAGAUGCUGCCGAUGGACCCUUGGAGUCUUCCGACGGCACCGCAGGGGGAAUGGGGGGAGUCACUGUCCGUUCAGGGGCCUGGCCUGGCAUCGUCAGCAUCCAGGCCAGCUGGGAGAACGGCACGUGGCACAUGUGUGCAGGGGCCCUCAUCCACCCCAAGUGGGUCCUCACGGUCGCCCACUGCUUCUUCGGGGUUGGGGAUGUCUCCAAAUGGGAGGUGGUGCUUGGGGCCACUGAUCUGACCGAGCUGGGCCCCGAGGCAGAGUUGCACCGCAUCCAGAGGCUCCUGGUGCACCAGCACUAUGCACCUGCCUUGGCAAGGAACAACAUCGCCCUGCUGGAGCUGGACGAGCCCGUGGAGUGCAGUGACUACAUCCAGCUGGGCUGUGUGCCUGACACUCCCCUGAGCGUGUCACAGAUGAAAACCUGCUACAUCGCGGGCUGGAGAACCACCUUGGAUAGUGCUCUCAGACCACACCUGGUGCUGCAGGAGGCCAAGGUGCGGCUCAUCGAUGUGCAGCUCUGCAACAGCAGCCGCUGGUACGGGGGGGCCGUGCACCCCCACGACCUGUGCGCUGGGUACCCGCGGGGCGGCAUCGACACCUGCCAGGUGGGAGCGUGGCACCAGUCCCUCAGCCAGCACAGGGACCCCCGACCCCAAACAUG
Molecule: messenger RNA, 780 nt
Organism: Corapipo altera (White-ruffed manakin)
Lineage: Eukaryota; Metazoa; Chordata; Aves; Passeriformes; Pipridae
Product: acrosin-like
Exons: 3
Biological process (GO): proteolysis; acrosome reaction
Molecular function (GO): serine-type endopeptidase activity
Source: RefSeq, a predicted model, not a curated record